AUGGCCAUCACUCGGAGAAACCAAAGGAGGCAGAGGGCUCCCGCUCCCUCUAACCGCUCGAGAGCGCCAUCUCCUGAAGUGGCGGACGAGACAACCGGGGACCCCCGUCUCGCUCCAAUGCUCUCGGCUCGAAAUCAGCAUGUCCUCGAGGAAAUCAACCCUCGAGAGGCGACGAGUGCUGUGAAUCUUAGGAUGCCUCGAGAUAGGACUGCUCAAACUCAAGGAGGUCCUCAACUCCCCGAGCACACCAGUCCUCAUCCGGUCACCCAGCAGGACCUUCAGCAACUAGCUGAUCGUCUUAGCGACAACUUCGAACGGGGCCUCCGAGCUCUGAUGCUCAAUUUCCAGGUAGAAGGAGAAGGAACUUCGAACAGGAACCCUCCACCUCCAGGACCUCGACCAAUCACAGGUCAUCAAGCGGACAAUCAAGAUCAACCGCAGGUUAUUGCCCUCGAUCCCCCGGGAUCAUCACGGGUGUCUCGACGGGCAGCUCAGGCCACCCCCGGGAAAGGGGAUGCCCGACAUGUCAUCAAUGAACGUUACAGGAGGAUCGACAACCGCGACGCUAGGGAUAUCUUAAAUGAAAAGUGGGGUCAGUCCAAGGCAAAAGACGCCAACCCCCACCCUAACCGGGAGCAGAGGGAACCUCGAGAGAGGGAACCUCGAGAAAGGGAACCUCGAGAGAGGGAUCCUCGGGAGAAGGAACCUCGAGAGAAAGAGCCUCGAGGGCAAGAGAAACACGGAAAGGAACCUCAGGAACAUGAGCCUCGACAAGAGAAAGAGCCUCGGCGCCGGUGGGGCCAUAGGCAACGGUCGUCGAGCUCCGAGUCCACUCAUGGAUCAAGCCUUCAGAUGGGGAACCUGGGAUUCACCACGCCAUUCAACGAGAAUAUUAUGAGAGCGUUUACCCCUCGAAAGGUCAAGGUUCCCCCGAUUGACCAUUAG
This is a messenger RNA of Beta vulgaris subsp. vulgaris (sugar beet), 945 nucleotides long. RefSeq lists its product as uncharacterized. Bases 1 to 945 code for a protein of 314 amino acids. The record is from RefSeq and is a predicted model, not a curated record. The transcript has a single exon. NCBI's taxonomy places the organism in Eukaryota, Viridiplantae, Streptophyta, Magnoliopsida, Caryophyllales, Amaranthaceae.